Scleropages formosus (Asian bonytongue) is the source of this 3914-nucleotide messenger RNA. It is a transcript of the gene rnf167, whose product is annotated as ring finger protein 167. The record is from RefSeq and is a predicted model, not a curated record. The transcript has 10 exons. Bases 353 to 1546 code for a protein of 397 amino acids. Lineage: Eukaryota; Metazoa; Chordata; Actinopteri; Osteoglossiformes; Osteoglossidae.
CUCCCGAGAAGGUUCACGUCUUUGAUCCUGUCAACACGCGAUAUUUAGGUGCUGCCAUUGGCCACAGAAUCGUAAACACGGAAAUCGGAGUGAGGACGACUGGAAUCUGUCUUUGCUAAAGACUUCGCUAACUCGGGAUAUAAGGAUACCAUUUGAAAAUUAAACGGAGGUUUUACACGCUAAGAGCCGUCUGUAUGUCAGAAGGUGGGAGAAAUCGCUGUCGGAAACAGCUGACACCCUGAAGCAGCAGGAGCAGGAGGAGCAGCGCACGGGAAAGUUGGGCUCCGCGGACACUUAACGGACGGCUCCUCCCCCUGUCCGGUGACCCUCCCCCAACCCCCAGCAAAAAAGAAUGCUGCCCGUGAGGGUUGCGGGCCACCGACUGGCCGUCCUUGCAGUGGCCCUGUACUGCUCUCUAGUGUCCUCCCCAGGACAUGCCUACAUCUAUGCUCACAACAGCAACAUCACACACAUGAUCUUCGAGGAUAUGCCCUCGUUCUUCGGGAGCCGUGUGCCGAAGGAGGGCCUGGUGGGAGUGCUGGUGGAGUCCCGUCCUCUUAACGCCUGCACCCCUAUCGAGCCUCCCCCACGCAAGCCAUUGCCGAUCAACAACAACCUCACCAACUACAUUGUCCUCAUUCGCCGCUACGACUGCAACUUUGACAUCAAGGUGUUGCAUGCUCAGCAGGCCGGGUUCAGCGCAGCCAUUGUGCACAAUGUGCAGUCAGACCGCCUGCUCAGCAUGGGCUCCAGCAAUGAGACGAUCGCAGAUGAGAUUGAGAUCCCCUCCGUGUUUACCGGGUACACUGCCGCUCAGGACUUGAAGAAGUACAUCAUUGGGGAAAGCGGGGCCUAUGUGGUGCUUUGGCCAGAGUUCUCCUUCCCUCUCUCCUACUACCUUAUCCCUUUCUCUGGAGUCAUGGGGAUGAUUAUCCUCACCAUGGUCACCAUCCUGAUUGUGCGCUGUGUGCAGCACAGGAAGAGGGCCAGGAGGAACCGGCUGACCAAGGAGCAGCUGAAAAAGAUCCCCAUUCACAAGUUUAAGAAAGGUGAUGAGUAUGAUAUGUGUGCAAUCUGCCUGGAUGAGUACGAGGACGGAGACAAGCUGCGCAUCUUGCCCUGUUCACAUGCAUACCACUGCAGGUGUGUGGAUCCCUGGCUAACGCAGACCAAGAAGACCUGCCCUGUGUGUAAGCAGCGCGUCGUCCAGCCCAGCCCCGACCACCCGGAGUCCGAAUCCGAGAACGAGGAGGGCGGGAUUGGGGACGGUCCUGGUGCGGGAGAGGAGGACAGCACAGAACGCACUCCCCUGCUUCGCGCCUCCCAGCCUGGUUCACCCUCCUCCAACAACGGUACGCCAACUGUGUACUCCUCCACCGUGGCGACAGCCGAGUGCCUGGUCCCCGCACCCCGCUGUGAGUCACCCCUGCUGACACAUGAAGGCUACUACUCCCCAGAGGAGGAUUCAGACUCGGACUCAGAGGCUGACAGCCUCGCUGAUGGGGACUCGGCCCGUCUCAUUGGCAAGGGCCAGGUAGUCGUGUGAGGGAGCACGAGGAGAUGGAAUUAAAUCGCCUGGUUUGAGGCCUACUGACCCUGCUGUGGUUCCUUUUAGGGGUCCAUUCCUCCCUGGGUUUUUCUCACCGUGCUUUCUGUCGAGGGUCUGGUCAGUUUGAUUGUUCCUUUUCCCGCCUUUAUGUUGCGUUUGGUCUUCCUCACCCUGUCCCGGUCCUUGCUGACCCACACAGCCAUCUGCAAAAGCCUGGACGGUACUAACAGCUAACACCUCCACCUUGGGGUGUCAUUUUUAUUUAGGCUGUUAGAGCUACUUAGCAGGUGAAAUGUGAACUGGUGAAGCAGACUAGCAUGUUGCGCUUGCAUAGCAGUGUACAAAACCUUAAGCGAGAGCAACAGUUCAUCUUUUUACGGUGUUUAUAAAAGCACGAGUCAAAUUCAUUAUAUGCAAAUAACUGACAGGUGGAAUAGCUGAAUGUCCUCUUUGUUGUCCUCUGAACUCUUUUGUUCCCUUGAACUCUGUUUUCACCACUGAAAAGUGUUAGUUUCACUGCAGUUGAUCUCUCGAUGAAAUGGAAGCUUCUGGAAAUCACAAGUUUCUAAUCUUUAUUUUAAAGAAAGCAGUUUGUUACACCUGAUCAACUGUGCAAACUGCUUUUAUAGAGAUGAUGGAUGUCUGAAGGAUCUUUGUUCAGUCAGAAACUAUCGCAGGGGAAUGAUGGAGGAUGUGGGGCUCCAGGGUUGAACUUGUAUAUGUACGAUGGCAGCAGCCAAAGGCGACGCCCAUUUCCUCUCGCUCCGCUUCUGAAGACCCCCAUUUCCUCCUUGCUGUAGCUGAACAAUUGUGUCCUUUGAUUCAUCCACUCUCCCCCUCUGGGCAUCUGAAGGCACCCCCUUCACUUUUAGGGGCACAACGAGUGUUGCUGAUGCCUCGAAACAUGACAGUUCAUUCCUCACAAGGACCACGUGAAAGACUAGAGUAUCCGGCACCUCGAAGGAUCUGGGGCAUUUUUCCAGGAAGUACUGUCUCAAAAAAAAAAAAAACAAGAAAGGGUUCUCUUAGCAUAGCAGUCUGCCUCCUGGAUUCCAGUCUCUUUCCACCUGCUGCCAUCCUCGAUGUUUCUAUUCUGCCUGAAUGAGGCACCAGGUAGUUGUUGACUGAAUGGGAAGCAACGACACACCUCAGUGUUCCUCCGCAGGCUCCGUGCAGCCGGUGACUGAAAUUGAGCUGUCAGUUGGAAGGUCUUUUAUCUGCUUACGCUUAACUACGCACCACCUGCCCAAACAUGAAGCGCAAUAAAGUUUAGUGUCCUCAAGGGUCCAUGUCACCUCUCAAAAAAAUUCCCCCCCCGUUAGAGAGAGAAAGCAAAAGUGUAUGUUAAGAGAUGUGUUCAUGAAUUUCCCUAAAGGGCAGACUCUCACAGUGGGGCUGUACUUUCACCUCGCUGCUGUACUGUACUGUUUCUGGAGAAUUAUCAUUAUUUAAAAUUGAGAAACUUUGGUUUUUAUGUUUUUUAAAAAAAAAAAAAAAACUAAGGAUCAUGAGGAAAGAUUAUUCCUCAAUAUCACUGCAGCAUUGCUGAGGAGACAUGAGUCACUGUUGAAUGACGGAUUUUUUUUUUUUCUUUUUUUUGGAACAACGAGUCCUUCAUAAUGUUUUCUUACAUGACUGUCUGCUGUCAGGGCACGUUUUCGGUUUUUCCUUUUUGAAUUAUGCGAGUGUUCAAGAUGACACUGUUUGUGUUGCGAUGGCACAGACAGGCAAGUGCCAAUACCAUUUUCACGUACACAGCGCUUGAGUUCCACUCACUUUAUGAGGUGUCAACACACUGCUCACACACCCAGUGGGUCUCCAGUGAAGUCCAGGUGCCUGUAAACUUGAUGUGGGUUCAGCUCCUUUUCAUUUAUCUCCAUGCAUUUGUUUUCUGACACUAAUGUUCAAAAUAAGUACGUUGAACUCACCGUCUGAGCCAUUUUUACUAUUGCAGGCUCUUUCAAGACCUUUUGAAACCAAAUACUCUAAAUUGUUCCUUUUAAGACUUUUUCAGUGAUGCUUAUCUCAAGUGACUGAGAGCAGUUUGUGUUCUAUUCAUCCUGGCUUGGACUGUAAUGCAAUUAAUAGGUUAAUGUUUCUACACAGUAUAUUACCAGUAACGCAAAGGAGAUUUCACUAAUUCAAAUGUAUUUUGCACUAGUGAAUGUUGACUAAAAUCAUUGUUGGUCUUAAUAUGUACAGGUAUUAUGUAGUAGUGCUAGGUCAUCAUAUGUAUUAGAAACUGUGAUACUUGUGUUCCGAUUAGGAUCUAAAUUCUUGCAAUAUAUUGAUGAUUUUCCCCCCCCAUUUCUGUACCUUUAUUUAACCUUCCCAUCACUGAAGAUUUUGUAUUAUGUUUCAGUUU